This is a messenger RNA of Helobdella robusta, 357 nucleotides long. RefSeq lists its product as hypothetical. Gene Ontology annotation, cellular component: outer dynein arm. The transcript is spliced from 3 exons. The coding region runs from base 1 to 357 and encodes 118 amino acids. Gene Ontology annotation, biological process: outer dynein arm assembly; cilium movement. The record is from RefSeq and is a predicted model, not a curated record. Gene Ontology annotation, molecular function: dynein heavy chain binding; dynein light chain binding. NCBI's taxonomy places the organism in Eukaryota, Metazoa, Annelida, Clitellata, Rhynchobdellida, Glossiphoniidae.
AUGUACAAGGCGCACUAUCUGAGUGUUUAUAAGGUUCAAUGGAAUGACUACCAUCCAGAUAUUUUUAUAUCUUGUAGUGCUGAUUGGACUAUCAAAAUUUGGGACGUCUCCGUCAAAACUCUUGAACCGAUGUUUUUGUUCGACCUUGGCUGUUCCGUGGAAGAUGUAGCUUGGGCUCCAUAUUCGUCUACCAUAUUUGCCGCUGUCACAUCAUCUGGACACGAUAAAAAGGCGUUUGAAGCUGAAACGCAAAUGAUGUCUCCAGAAGAGAAAGAAAAGGUCAGAAGAGAGACUGAGUACAAAUAUCUUGAAAAUAUUAUUUCAAUGGCCAGACUUGGAGCCAAAGUUACUGAUUGA